This is a messenger RNA of Chenopodium quinoa (quinoa), 3659 nucleotides long. RefSeq lists its product as uncharacterized. NCBI's taxonomy places the organism in Eukaryota, Viridiplantae, Streptophyta, Magnoliopsida, Caryophyllales, Amaranthaceae. The transcript is spliced from 3 exons. Gene Ontology annotation, molecular function: chromatin binding. The record is from RefSeq and is a predicted model, not a curated record. Bases 73 to 3318 code for a protein of 1081 amino acids. Gene Ontology annotation, cellular component: nucleus. Gene Ontology annotation, biological process: mitotic G2 DNA damage checkpoint signaling; response to ionizing radiation; DNA replication.
UGGAAAAUGGGAAUAUAAUUUUCUUGAAAAAAAUUUCCAUCAAAACAAACGAGUUUAUGAGCCUAUUAGAAAAUGGCUGAAUAUAUAAAAUCGAAUAUCUAUUACAAAGUGGAGGGAAUAAUACGUAGAGUUCAACUGGGCCAAUACUUCAAAUUACGAGUAUCAAUCACAAAUUCUUUCGUUUCCAGAUUCCACGUGGAGCAUCGCAUUUUUGGCAUCUUAUUCAUUGAUUUCCCGCCUAAACCCUCAAAUUUCAACUUUCAUUUCCCUCCUCCCUUUCUUCUUCAUCCCCUCUUUCUCUCUCCUCCAAAAUCCCCAAUCUCAUCCCCAAUACUCCGCCAUUUCAACCCCUUAAACCUUCAAAUUCCGGCGAAUUUCCGGCCGAAAAUGGCUGGCAUCAAUCCAAUCAACUACUCUAAAACCCAAAGAAUCGUCCUCUUAAUCGAUCUCAACCCUCUUCUUCACCUCCAAAACCCUAAUUCUUACCUCACUUCAAUCCUCACUUCCGCCAAAAUUCUUCUCUCUUUUCCUCCUCUUUCUCUUUCUCUCUCCUCCUUCAAGCUCUUCUUCUCCUCUCUUUCUCCUCUCAAAUCGUCGUCUUCUCUCCCCAAUAUUCCAAUUUCAUUGUAUAACCCUAAUUCUCUCUCCUUCAAUCGACCCGAUGAAACCCUAAUUUCACUUUCUCAGACCCUUGAUUUGGCUUGUAAUUUGGUGGAUGGUUCGAUUUCUGGUUCGGUUUCGAGGGGUUCGCAUUUAUCGAGCUCGAUUGCGCAGGUAAUUCAUGAUUAUGGUUGGGAUUUGUCUGAUUGUUCUAAUGAUUCUGAUUUGUUAGGGACUGUUAGGUCGAAUUUGGUUGUAUUGUUCUCACCUGUUUGUAGAUCAAAUAAGGACUUGAUUGAUUUUAUGGGUGUUGAUGAUGUUGUGAAUGAUUGUGAUGUUUUUUGUGAUAAAUUUAGAGGGGUUUUUGGGCAUGCGAGAGAUGCUUUUGCUAGUAGGGAUAUUCAUUUCAGCUGGGUAGAUGUAAACUGUAAUAAUGACAGCGGGAACGAUUUCGAAAAAGAUAAACUUGACGAGUAUAACAGAUUAGUGGGGUUUUUUCAAAAUGGUGUUAAGAGUUUAGGUUGGGGUUUAUGUUCUAAUGAUUCAAUUGUUUUGGGUUCUGCUCUUGUUUCGUUUGGCUUAAUUUAUCCGAUGAUUGGUGUUUCAUCUACUUAUCCUAAAUUAAAUGAUAAAUGUAAGAAAGUUUUUGGGCAAUUGAAUCUUGAGAUAUUGGAUGUGAGUGGGAAACCUAUGGUUUGCAAGUAUUGUGAUCUCCAACUGCUUGAUCUUAAAAUGUUACGUGGGCGUAGGCUUCACGGUCUUUCAAUCUCUGAGGGGUAUGAAAAAGCUGGAAAACUUUCUCAACAAUCCUGUGGAAUUUGGGAGAGUUUUGGUGAUGGGUUGGUGAAGAUUGAUGUAAAAUCUCUCUGUAGAGAUGGCGAACUUGUAACAAUGGAUGAGCAAAUUUCUGAUGUGGUACUAGUUGAUGAGUUAUCCAUAGAUUCAAAGAAAAAGAAAGAGAAGUCAUCUAGUGAGUUCUUUGCCGACAGAGUUCUUGACCUGCUUUUGGAAGGAACAGGUAGGUUUACGAAGAGAAAAUCACCACCUUUCUGGCAGAUUCUUUUAAGCUUUCUAUAUAGGAAAGGUUACUGGGCAUUGUUGCAUUUGUCAAAUGCCAAGGGCAUCAUAACCAUGGGGGUUCUCAAACCUUUUACUAUUAAUUCGGCUUUUCUUUUUAUUCUGAAAGAUAGUACUGACUUAUGUGGAGCUCAAAAUGGUGUAAGUGAGCUAAACCUUGGACAUGGUAGUUCAGAGAAAGGAGAUAAAAUUGUUGGAAUUGACAUGAGUAUGGAUUCUGUGAGUGGGACACGUAAAAGUGAGAGUAGGAGAAAGCACAGAAUGCAUCCCCACAGGUACAAGGAUCUCUCCUGGGGCUCUUUCUGCAAAGCAGCUUCUCGACCCUGUGAGAUGGAACUUGAGGGAGCUUACUUUUCCAAGGAAUGUGAUACUUCUAAGAAGUUGAAGUUUUUGCAGUGUUGGAUAAAACAGGUUGCUAAAAAUAGCUCAUCACUUCCAUGCAAGUCAGACACACCUAAAAUUAUGGAGAAAACAGAGGAGAGAUUGUGCCAGUUGCAUCAAGAAAGUCAACAACUACUUUCUUCUCUGGCUAAAGAACAUGCUGUGAUGGGACCUCAAAUAAAACAAACUGGAGCUUCACAAGAAGCUGCAGAAGCUUUCUUUAGUAAUUUGUCUCAGAGAAUUCAAAAUGGGAUUGCAUCAGGAGUUGACUUAGUGGCUUUUGCGCAGCGGGUUGUUUCUUCAUGUAUUUAUUGGCUAAGGGGGAAACUAGGACCAAAUACAAAAGAAGUAAGUCAAGCCUCCCUUGAAAAAUCAGAUGGUAGCAGUUAUGGAGGACUUGUAGCUGGUGAGCUCAUCAAACUCUUACUAAUCGAUCCAAAAGACAUAGCAGGAAAGCACAAAGAUGGUGAUCUAUCCUCUAAAGCAACAGAUGCACAGUCAUCAAGUACCUCAUCUGGAGAUAGAAUUAGACAGUAUGAGCUGCAGAUUUUGUUUCGCAUGGAGAUACUUCAAUCAGAGAUUGUGGCUGGUAUACGAGAUUCUACUAAGAACAAAUUUGUUAAGCAGAUCUGCUGUCUUUUAGAGUUUAUUCAGUGUAACAUGGAGGAUGGAUUUUUUGGAGACUUCAACUUUAGUGAUUAUGUGGGCAGGACCAUCAAAAGCAGGUAUUCGCAGAACCUUGGGAAUAUUGUACAUAGAAUCUAUGAUCAAAUGGAUCUCUUAUUGUUUGAUGAUGGUGAUGAUGAAUCCCCUAAUCCACUACUCAACAGUGAAGAUAGCAGUCAAUCAUGGAAAGUAGGAAGUGAACCCAAUUCUACUGAUGAUUCAUUUCACACCGGUAGCACAGAUCAUGAUCGCAAACUGGUUGAAGCUCAAGAAAGGAGAACAAGAGCUUUGAAGUUUGCUUCUUUUACACGAAGAGCCAUGCCAGACUUGCAGAGAGUGUGGGCCCCUAAGCCGCCAAAACUGUCCAGGUCAAAAUCAGAUUCUUUUCGUAGGUCCAAGAGGAAAGACCGGCAUAGAGAAAACUAUGAUCGGGUCUGCGAAACCCCAACAAGUGGGGCAAAAAAAUGUUUAUUCCCUUCAGAUGGUAGUGUUGGUGAUGAAGAAGAGUAUAGGGAGCAAGGGGGGAAUUCAACUGGUUCCGUUCACAGGGCUUUGUUUCAGGAUGAGUCGUGGCAUCAUGAAUGGGAGCUUUGAUUUAUAAGCUCUGUUGGCCUUAAACAAUACUCUGUAUUAAUCAAUUUAGACACAAACAAAUACCUGUGUAUACCAGAAGCUUUGCGUGAAGCACAAACACAACAGGACGCACCUGUAAGACUACUUGCCUUAUGUACAAAAUUCAAUAGACCUGUAGAGUGUAUCCUUCAGUAAAUGUAUAAUUAGGUGAUUUUAGCAGUAUAGGCGCUAGGAGCCUUGUAAACUGUAAUUCCUUUGUAAUAACACGUUGCUUAAUGUUGUCUAGAAUUCAAGACACGUUUACAGCGACUUCUGUAUCAGUUUAGCAGGGAAGAAGCAGGUGCAUAGUUCCAUAAUUGCAU